AUGACCAUGACCACUGCUGUCCCCCAUAACGGCCAUCGCUCCCAAGACCAAUUCGGACCUCGGUCUCCCUCCGGUAUGGCUGAUCGUACCAACUCCGGUGUAGGCGAGGCCUGGUCCGUUACCGCCACUCCGGGCUCUGGGCCGGCGAGCUUCACACCCCCCAGCUCCUCAGAUGCUGGGGCGAACACCUAUAGCCCAGCACAGCAACCUACUUCUGCAGCCCCGGCCCAGCUGACGGCGGAAAAUCUCCCGGGGAGGGAGUAUCCUACCUCAGCAGCUCAAGUACAGCUGACAGCCGAUAACCUCCCAGGGAGGGAUACUACUGGUGCUGCACUCGAGGACCGGACUGCGGCGGAGAAACGACCGACUGCUGUGUGGCUCGCGUCUGGUUCGGAUAGGGCCGAUACCGGCUCUUUUAAAGGGCAGCAUCCUCAGACGCAGCCCGAUGUAUUUCCGGGCGCAGGAGCGGGGGGGAUGGCUAGAGAAGAAGGAUGGCAGACCGAUGCCCCUGUAGGCCCUUUCCCCACUUUCUCUGGAACUGCGGGCGGAACGUCAACAAAGGAAGGAUCGCAGCAUGAAUCUCCAUCCGUCCCUUCCCCCGCCGCUUCUGGCGCCAGUGGCGGCCUCAGAGGUGCGGAUGGCGGGGCGCCCCCGGAGAUUAAGGGGAUGAACGAAAACGAAGCGAGGCGCGAUGACGAUUUUGAUACUGCUUCGGAGGGGGCGGGGCAGGGAAAUGGCACGGAAUACUGGACGGAGGAGACUCCGGGAGAGGAAGAAAAGCAUAUUGGCCGCACGGCUGGCAUCGGCGUGGCCGGGUCGAGGUUCACUGAGACUGGAGACGACAUGGUCCCACAAGCGGCCGGGCUUCAGGGGAAUGCAGACGAGAACGAGGCGAAUAUGAAGGCACAGAUGGACAACUUCCAGGGAAUGCAGGACGCAGUCGUUCCCCAGGGAGCUGAAGGUAUACAAUACCAACCAGGAGAUUACGUCCCCGACCCGAGUAGGGAAGGCGUGUACACGGCCCCUCAUGGGUAUCCCACUACUGGGGCGCAGCAACCGACGACGAUGAACGACCUCCCUCUGUCGGAGAAUAUCCGUCAUGUUCCUGAAGGUGGAGUAUCCCUCCAUGGCCAGCCUGGCCUACCACAGGGCAAACCCAAAUUACUCGAUCGUGUUGUUGGUAAGGUACAGCAGGAAGUCGGCAGGCAGACGGAUAAUUGGGAGAUGUAUGGAAAGGGUGUGCUCAGGGAGACUGGAGGGUCAAAGGCUGUCAAGGGGCAAGCGAGGGCGGUGAUCUGA
Molecule: messenger RNA, 1299 nt
Organism: Dacryopinax primogenitus
Lineage: Eukaryota; Fungi; Basidiomycota; Dacrymycetes; Dacrymycetales; Dacrymycetaceae
Exons: 2
Coding region: 1-1299 (432 amino acids)
Source: RefSeq, a predicted model, not a curated record